AUUAGUAUAAGGUCUAUGGCAAGUUCUAAGGCUUCAAGUAAAUAAUAUUAUUAAAUACUACAACUACAUAAUAUAAACGUAACAACCCUAUUAAUUUUUCAAUUUUUUAUUACUCACACUCACGUCUCACACAUUUGCAUAGUACAUAAACGACAUCAGUUCGGUUUACAUUUCAAUAGUAAUUAUAGUACUACAGAAUUUAUUCUGUGUAAGUACGCUGUAACACGAUGGCUUGCAGAAACGUCAAUGUUCACAAUUUGUCGAAACUUGUCAGAUAUUUUUCACAAAAAACCACCGAACAAGAAACAAAAGUCGCCUCCAGAAUGGGAUUUUUAAAAGGUAAACCAUUGUAUUUAGAUGCACAAGCCACAACCCCUCUGGAUCCUAGAGUUUUGGAUGCUAUGAUGCCCUACAUGACACAUAGUUAUGGAAACCCGCAUUCUCGUACACAUAUGUAUGGUUGGGAAAGCGAAGAAGCUGUGGAAACAGCUAGACAGCAUAUAUCAAACUUGAUAGGCGCCAAUCCCAAAGAAAUAAUAUUCACAUCUGGGGCAACAGAAUCUAAUAAUUUAGCCAUUAAAGGAAUUGCUCAUUUUUAUGGAGCGAAGAAACGACAUAUUAUUACUACACAAACGGAACAUAAAUGUGUUUUAGAUUCUUGCCGUGCUUUGGAAGGUGAAGGUUUCGAAGUAACAUAUUUACCAGUUCGUUCAACGGGUAUAAUUUCUCUUGAUGAAUUAGAGUCUGCUAUACGCCCUGAUACUGCACUUGUUUCCAUCAUGGCUGUAAAUAAUGAAAUUGGAGUAAAACAGCCAAUCAAAGAAAUUGGAAAACUAUGCAAGUCAAAAAAGGUGUUUUUCCAUACUGAUGCAGCUCAGGCAGUUGGUAAGAUCACUGUUGAUGUUAAUGAUCAAAAUAUUGAUCUUAUGUCUAUAAGUGGACAUAAAUUAUAUGGACCAAAAGGUAUUGGAGCACUGUUUGUUCGACGUAAGCCAAGAGUACGUUUAGAACCUUUACAGAGUGGAGGAGGUCAAGAACGAGGUUUAAGGAGUGGAACGGUUCCAACACCAAUAGUUGUAGGAUUCGGUGAAGCAUGUAGGAUAGCUAAAGAAGAAAUGGAGUAUGAUCAUGCAUGGAUGACAAAACUUUCAAAUUUACUCCUGGAAAAAAUUUCUAAGAAUCUUCCAGAAGUUGUUCGCAACGGUGAUGAUGUUCAUACUUAUCCAGGUUGUUUAAAUUUAUCGUUUGCAUUCGUUGAGGGAGAAUCUCUUCUUAUGGCCCUCAAAGACAUUGCUUUGUCAAGUGGUAGUGCAUGUACAUCUGCAUCUUUGGAGCCUUCAUAUGUAUUACGUGCUAUUGGAGCUGAUGAAGACUUGGCACAUUCUUCUAUUAGAUUUGGUUUUGGUCGUUUUACAACCGUGGACGAAGUUGAGUAUACUGCUGAAAAAUGUAUAAAACAUGUUAAACGUCUACGAGAAAUGAGUCCAUUAUGGGAAAUGCAUCAAGAAGGAAUUGACAUCAAAUCUAUCAAGUGGUCUCAACAUUAAAGUUCAACUAAUCACAUUGCAUUAGUGAUUUUGGAUUAGGUCCAUGUUGUCCAUUUCGGUAUCACUCAAUAGUCGUAAUUGCUUGCAAAAUUUUGUCGCAAUCUUACGACGUACAAAAUCAGCUUCUAUCUCUUGUUUAGUCCUAGGAAUUCGAAAUCUUACACAACAGCACAUAAACACCACUAUAAAAUAUAUUAUUGCUUAAAAAGUUUUAAUUUUGUAUACAAUUGUAAAAUGUACCUAGUGUAAAGAAGACGGUCAUGAUGAAAAAAAUAAUGUGCCAUACACGAUAACCAUUGUAUAACUGUAACUCUAACCAUUCCUCAUCUGGUAUAAAGGAUGGGACUAGAGGAUCUGAAGUCGUUGUUGUUGUAGGAUCAUUCAUUGCCACCACCUUAAUGCAAAUUAUAUAAGUGUUUAAAUGAUUUAUAAAUUACUGUUGCUAUUAUUAUUUUAUUUUUUUGUAAAUAAAUCCACUUGAUAAAGUGUACAGUUAUAAAGAUCACAGUCUAAUAAUUAUUCAAUAUCAAAUUAAUUGAGCCUAGUCACAGAAAGAGUUUUGUUAUCAACAGUAAUAAAACUAAACACCUAUAGUAAUGACUAGACGUCUAGAUUUGUGGUCAACAAGGCAGCUCAAAAAGUAAGUCCCUACUCAUUUAAGCAAGUGAAUAGUUGAAAUACUUAUGAAUCAAUAUAAACUUAAAAAAUAUUAUGCAUAACGAAAUUCGGUUAAUGGAGAAUAGUUAGGUACUGCAAAUGAAUCAUAUUUUUCCACGCACAGUCCUAGGCUACUGUCCAAAUGGCCAAGCACCGUGCAAAGGGUUUAUGGUUCAAGGUUUAGUCUGUGUCACAAAAAAAAAAAUUGCUACUAUCCAAUGCCCCGAAAGAAAAACUGUAUACUUGCCAUCUUUGACUGAUAGUAGUGUAUGCAUAAUGCAUAUGACUAUAAGAGACAUAUGGUCCAGAAGUCACAUCACAGGGGGGUGGGGGGG
This is a messenger RNA of Acyrthosiphon pisum (pea aphid), 2539 nucleotides long. It is a transcript of the gene Nfs1, whose product is annotated as Nfs1 cysteine desulfurase. Gene Ontology annotation, molecular function: cysteine desulfurase activity; pyridoxal phosphate binding. Gene Ontology annotation, biological process: [2Fe-2S] cluster assembly. Gene Ontology annotation, cellular component: mitochondrion; nucleus; cytosol. Bases 228 to 1547 code for a protein of 439 amino acids. The record is from RefSeq and is a predicted model, not a curated record. The transcript is spliced from 11 exons. NCBI's taxonomy places the organism in Eukaryota, Metazoa, Arthropoda, Insecta, Hemiptera, Aphididae.